CUGACCUCCUCCCGGUUUCUGCAGCGCUGGAACAACUUUAGUGCCUCUAUUUAAAACAUAUCACGGUACAUAUCGGUGCAGAUAUAUAGAUAUAUCACACAUGAGGGAUGGCAUCUUUUUUUGGAAAGAUUCUCGUCGGUAUUUACGUGGAAAUCAAACGGAGCGAUGGACGAAUACACCAAGCCAUGGUGACAUCUCUGAAUGAAGACAACGAAAGUGUCACCGUAGAAUGGAUUGAAAAUGGAGACACAAAAGGAAAAGAGAUUGACCUGGAAAGCAUAUUUGCACUAAACGCAGAUCUUGCCCCUGAUGAGGAAAUUGUGCAGAGUCCCGAGACUCCACCCCCUCCUGUGACCAGUGGCGUGAAGGUCAACAAGAUCCCUAAGGCCCGACGAACAAUAGCGCCACAGAAGAACGACACUCCGUCCCGGGACAACAGAGUCACAGUGGGGACCACGCGAGCCCGGCCCAGUCAGGCCCAGCAGUCCCAGCAGUCCCAGCAGGCGGAGCCGCCCCCCCCAGCCCCUGCACCCCAGCUCACCCAGCAACAGACCCUGCAGCAGCAGCAGAACGCCCGUAGGAAGUCCAGCUGUGUGAAGGAGGUGGAGAGGCUGCAGGAGAAGAGGGAGAAGAGACGACUUCAACAGCAGGAGCUCAGAGAGAAGCGAGCUCAGGAGGUCGACGCCACAACCCCAAAUUAUGAGAUUAUGUGUAUGAUCCGAGACUUUAGGGCCAGCCUGGACUACCGGCCACUAACCACUGCUGAUAUGAUAGAGGAGCACAGGAUAUGCGUGUGUGUCAGAAAAAGACCUCUCAACAAGAAAGAGCUUACAGUAAAGGACCUGGAUGUCAUCACCAUCCCCAGUAAAGACGUGGUCAUGGUUCAUGAGCCGAAACAGAAGGUGGACCUGACCAGAUAUCUGGAGAACCAGACGUUUCGCUUUGACUACGCUUUCGACGACUCCACCACUAAUGAAAUGGUUUACAGGUUCACAGCGAGACCGCUGGUAGAGACCAUCUUUGAGAGGGGCAUGGCCACAUGCUUUGCCUAUGGCCAAACUGGCAGUGGAAAAACUCAUACCAUGGGUGGGGAUUUUUCAGGCAAGAACCAGGACUGCUCCAAAGGGGUCUACGCCUUGGCUGCUAGGGAUGUGUUUCUCAUGCUCAAGAAGCCAAACUAUAAGAAGUUAGAGCUGCAGGUGUUUGCCACCUUCUUUGAGAUCUACAGUGGGAAGGUGUUUGACCUGCUGAACAGGAAGGCUAAGCUGCGUGUGCUGGAGGAUGGUAAGCAGCAGGUGCAGGUGGUGGGGCUGCAGGAGCGUGACGUGCGCUGCACCGAGGACGUCCUCAAACUCAUCGAGGUCGGCAACAGCUGCAGGACAUCUGGUCAGACAUCCGCCAAUGCCCACUCCUCGCGGAGCCACGCCGUGUUCCAGAUCAUUCUGCGCCGCCGGGGGAAGAUGCACGGCAAGUUCUCGCUGAUCGACCUGGCGGGAAACGAGCGCGGAGCUGACACGUCCAGCGCCGACCGGCAGACCCGCCUGGAGGGGGCCGAGAUCAACAAGAGCCUUCUGGCCCUCAAGGAGUGUAUUCGAGCUCUGGGACGUAACAAGCCUCACACGCCGUUCCGAGCCAGCAAACUCACACAGGUCCUCCGGGACUCCUUCAUCGGAGAGAAUUCCCGUACGUGCAUGAUUGCAACGAUUUCUCCAGGCAUGGCCUCCUGUGAGAACACACUAAACACACUCCGAUACGCCAACAGGGUGAAAGAGUUUGGCAUCAGCCCCUCUGACAUCCCCUUCAGCCAGACAGGUGGUAACCGUGCAGAGGUCUCCCCCACUUACGAGGAGGAGGACUUCGAUCCCUCUCCCAACAGGGUGACGGAGAUGUGUGGCGACCCAGGCGUGGUCAUGGAUGGAUGUGGGGGGGGUCCGUCUCUGAGCCAGCUGGAGGUUCUGGAGGCCCAGUGGGCCAUGGGCAGCUCUCCACAGAGGGACGACCUCAAGCUGCUGUGUGAACAAAACGAGGAGGAAGUGUCCCCGCAGCUGUUUACCUUCCAUGAGGCCGUGUCCCAGCUGGUGGAGAUGGAGGAGCAGGUGCUGGAGGACCACAGGGCUGUGUUUCAGGAGUCCAUACGCUGGCUGGAGGAUGAGAAGGUCCUGUUAGAGAUGACUGAGGAAGUGGACUAUGAUGUUGACUCCUAUGGUACACAGCUCGAGCAAAUUUUGGAUCAGAAGAUUGAAAUAUUAACAGAACUAAGAGAUAAAGUGAAGUCCUUCCGAUCAGCACUUCAAGAGGAAGAGCAAGCAAGCAAACAGAUUAACCCCAAGAGGCCGCGACCACUUUAAGAACCAUCCCAAGACCCCAACAGUGCCGAGAGAUGCUUGACUCCUGAGCGCUCCAACACUUCUUCCCCCCACCAAAAACCAGCUUGCCAGCUCGCCUCAAACUGGACAAGAGUUUAACCAGCUCUGAUGGUCAUUUCCUGUAGGUGUUGUAGGUGACGACCGCUGUACAUGGAAGACAAAGGGAAAUUUAACUAAAGCACACAGUACUGUAAAUGUAAAUCACUCAUUUGUAAAAUAACGAACAAAGGUCAUCACCUUUUGCAAGGGAAACUGACUUGUAAUCCUCUGCAGACUCGGAGGGUUGAUGACCUUUUAUUGUAUGCGUUUCAGCUAAUUAUGAUUUGUUGGAUGAAGAUGAGGCCACUUUAUGAUUAAUGCAUGCACAAACCUGCCAGUUGUACCGAAGCCUUUUCAUGUUGUGUGUGUAUAUACUCAAACUUUUCAUCUCAUUCUAACAUCAUGACAUCUGGAUGAGAUCUCCGGCAGAAUCUUCCUUUCACCGUAACCUGUCCAAGAAUAUCGCUGGAAUUCAUGGCUGCUCUACUGUAUCUCUGACUGCUUAGAGGAACUGUGGUUUCGUGAACUGAGAUUUAAUUUCUAGACAUGGCACAUUCUUAGAAACAUACAGUUGUUAAAUCCAUACUGGAUCCCACUGAAUGUUUCCAGCUUUUUUGUUAGUUUGUUUUUUUAAAUAUCAAUGCCACUAGGAGCGGAAAAUUAGGUACCAUUCAGAGUUCUGUGAACAGCUGCAUGAUUAGACAAAUAAACACUAUUCAUAUUGAUAAUUUUUUUUUAUUUUUAUAUAUGGAGGAAUCUGUUGAAGAGUCUGAAUCAUGCUGUAUAAUCGAAUGUGCGAGUGUCAUUUACGUUCGUACCAUUUUGUUACAAGCUGUGUCUAGUGUUUCAGCUCUCCUCUUCAUGUUUUGUUUACAAGGCAAUCAAUGUUUCUAUGUGACUGAACUAUUCCCUGUCAUCAUUAAUAAUGUACAAAGUCCAUCCUGUUAAAAAAAAAAAAAGUUGUUUACCUGUUUUUAAAAACAGAAUACUGAUGGACAGUGCAUAGCUAUGAGGAGAACUACUGCUCUGGAACUGUGCAGUGCUCAAUGUGACUUAAAUAAAGACCCUGCCCAACUGGA
Messenger RNA from Alosa sapidissima (American shad), 3484 nucleotides. Its product is annotated as kinesin-like protein KIF2A. Bases 108 to 2348 code for a protein of 746 amino acids. Gene Ontology annotation, molecular function: microtubule binding; ATP binding; microtubule motor activity. Gene Ontology annotation, biological process: microtubule-based movement. The transcript is spliced from 21 exons. Lineage: Eukaryota; Metazoa; Chordata; Actinopteri; Clupeiformes; Clupeidae. The record is from RefSeq and is a predicted model, not a curated record.